UGGAGACAGGAUUUUGAUCCUUCAUUCGGCUGGGCGUGCUCUCCAGCCUAGAGGCAUUCGGCGCCGCGCCCUGAAGAACGGCCACCAAGCAACUCAUGUUUACGGUAGAAAUUAUUUGGACAAGAACGUUACAUCCAAUUCCCUGUCAACAUUGAUUUUGAGCAAUUGUCAUUCUGGGCAUCGCAGUUCCGUGUUGGCAGCCGAUACAUACAUCAGUAUGAUACAGAUAUAGAGCUGUAGUUGGUUGAUAUCUCUGCGAUAAACGACGAUCACAAGCGGGCAGCCAUGUUGGUCUUUGUAGGUGUCCGUAGCCGGGCUAGGCUGUCGAUCCAAGCCGCCGACAACCUUGACGAAACGACCAGGAACAGUUAUAUAAGAGCAGCAUCCCAACCACCAAACCACAUCUUCCGCCCGGAUUUGCUGUUCGUAUUGCGGCAUCUGAAGCAGGGGCUUCCAUUGUUUCAAUACAUCUGCUUAGCUUAACCCCGUAACGCCCCACAAUCCUUCAGCAGCUUAGCCAAACGACCGCAAUGAUGCCCGUCCUCCUCCGCCUACUUACGGCCUUGGGCCUUAUCCUGAUUGUUCACGCCGGUUACUCCGCCCACGAGCAUUCCAUAUUAUACGGCAGCGCUCACUCCGUUCCUCUCGAUAUCAUCCUUGAAACUCUCGUUGCUAUCAUAUUCGUUACACUUGGUCUGGUUCUAGGGUCUGAGAAGCUGCGGCCGAUUAGUUGGAGUGUAUGGGCCGGCGAGAUUGAGAAGGAAGGAGGCGCGCGCAAUCCAUUUCGUGGUUUCGAGGACCGAAUAGGGUUUUGGGAUGUGAGGGUGAGAUAAACGAAACGAGUUUGCAAAGUGGGUACGGGAAGAGGCUGCAGCUGGGACAAGGUCAUGAUUUUUUGUUGAAUGCUUGUGUUUUAUUUUUGCAUGUGAAAUGCCACACAUGGAAUAGCAUAUUACACUUUUUAAAUUUGAUAGAAAUGGUGAGUGAAAACACUCUAUGAUAUCUAACAGGUUUAUAUUUCAUAUUGAAACAUUACAAAUUUUGAGUGAAGCAAGCCAUAGCUUGCAUCAUCUUAAACAAUUCCAAUACCCACAUUUCAAUGCUUUUGUGACAAUGUGGUCUUGGAUUUGACAUAACAUUACACAACAAUAUUUGCAGGGACGAUGCCGUGCGAUAUCUUGAGUGUCCAGCACUCCCAUAUCGCGGACAUCAUUGCACAAUGUGUCUCUAUGGUCAACGUUGCAACCAUUCAUCUGAAUACUAGUUGAAUGCCGGAUGACCUGGCAUGUGUCCCGGUUAAUAUCUAGGAAUGCGACCGGAGACAAACUCUUCGUGUAUCUAUAGAUGAGGACGAAUGCGGUUAGUCCUGUGAUGGUUCACGUCGGGUUAAAAUUGGCUCGCAAGACGACUUACAUCGACUUGUUGAGUUACCGCAAUUCCGGUACUCCUACUCUUGGGGACGGUCGGAGCAGGUGCUGAAUGGUAAUCAUCCAGCUCCACCAGUGGCUUGUUUCCCCCGCUAGACGCGUCCGAUAGCGGAAUGCUAUUUUUGUUCUUAUAUCCUUCCAUUGAGGAAUAUUCCCUGCCGUACGAGCGCUUGGUGGCUCGUUCUUUACGAUAUAUGAUGGCGAGGGCAGGAAGGCACCCGAUAAUGACCGCUAGAUGACGAAACCGACCGACGAUUUAGUUUAUGCAGUGAGGAUAUGAGCAGAACUGUAACUACUUACCUAUGCCUGCUUCGAGAAUUCCCCAAAAUGCCAGCCACGAGCUGCUCGGCGUGCUGUUAUUUUCCGCCUUUGUUCCGAUCUGAACAACUCGUAUGGUGGCCAUCACAAUGCAAAUGAUGCCAACGCUGAAGAGAGCUCCAAGACUUGCUUUCUGAAUGAACGGUAAUCGGAGCGACCACAAUAGUUUCACGGGCAAGGCCAUGACUUGAUAAUGAUAGUUGUGAGCAUUGUUUCUAAUCCAAUUGGGACUGUCCGCUGAAUUCUGAAUGCUGAGACAACUCACUCAUAAUGUCUGUGAUCACGUCAACCGCGAAUGAAUAAUACAAACUGGCAAGCUGGGCCUUAACUUCCUUGGGACUUGAACAUCCAGCUGGGUUUCACGAUAGGUGGUAAGCGCAGCACACUAGGAGGUCAAAUUGGAGAUGAUGCA
Blastomyces dermatitidis ER-3 is the source of this 2157-nucleotide messenger RNA. RefSeq lists its product as uncharacterized. The coding region runs from base 531 to 833 and encodes 100 amino acids. Gene Ontology annotation, cellular component: EMC complex. NCBI's taxonomy places the organism in Eukaryota, Fungi, Ascomycota, Eurotiomycetes, Onygenales, Ajellomycetaceae. Gene Ontology annotation, biological process: protein folding in endoplasmic reticulum. The record is from RefSeq and is a predicted model, not a curated record. The transcript has 5 exons.